Medioppia subpectinata is the source of this 1878-nucleotide messenger RNA. NCBI's taxonomy places the organism in Eukaryota, Metazoa, Arthropoda, Arachnida, Sarcoptiformes, Oppiidae. The record is from the annotation of a GenBank genome assembly.
AUGAUCGGAUCCAAUGACAAGACAAUGAGUCACUUAAGUACAGGUCGUCUGAAUGUGAAUCACAUGAAAGAGUUGGCAAAACAUGAAUUACUUGAAUGUCUGGACAAAUGUAUGGGAAGUAAAGCCAUUGUUUGGGACCACGAAUUGGUCGGAAUCUUUGGAUUAGUUGCCGAUUAUCUGCUCCUUAAAGAGCAUCAAGUGAUCCAAAUGUUUGAGUUAAGGCCCGGAAGACUGCCCGCCAUUACUGCCACUCAUGUCAUAUAUUUGACACGAACUAAGCUCUCACUUAUGGACACCAUUGCAGACAACCUCUUGAAUGAAGACAAGAAGCCAUCCAUUGCGGCGAAGAAUGGCCGCGAGUUUCACGUGAUAUUUGUUCCGCGAAGAAGUAUUCUCUGCGAACGUAAGCUUCAAGUGUUGGGAGUCUAUGGAAACUUGAAUACCAUCAGUGAAUAUGGGGUCGAGUUGUUCGCUCUCGACAGCGAUGUCUUGUCUAUGGAGUGGCAGAACUGCUUCCAAGAGAUCUAUGUGGACAACGACUACACAUCACUCUUCCAUUCGGCCAAAGCUCUGAUGACUUUACAGACACUUUACGGCAUUAUUCCCAAUGUGUUUGGUUUAGGAAAGUCGGCAAAAGUGGUCUUUGACUUAAUGACCAAAAUGCGAAAAGAGUUGUCUGGAAGUGAACCACAAAUCACUCCACAAAUUGAUCAGUUAUUACUCAUUGACAGAUCCGUUGACUUAUUAACACCUCUUAUGACACAAACCACUUAUGAGGGACUUUUAGAUGAGAUGUUUGGCAUAACUCACACCACAAUCAAAGUGCCGCCCGAGAAGUUCGUUCACCACAACUCUGCAAAUGAUGGCCAGACUAGUGAAGAGACCAUUGAAGGCCCGACAGAAGCCAAACAGUUUCACCUCAACUCCUCUGAAGAGCUGUUUGUGAAACUGCGAGACAUUAGUUUCAAGAGUGUUGGGCCGACACUGAGGACGAGUGCCAAAGCAUUGACACAACAGUACGACGAGAGACAUAACGCCAAAACUGUGCGACAAAUCCGUCAGUUUGUUGAUAAACUGCCGGCCCUUCAAAGUGCCCGCAAAUCGCAAUCAAAUCACACAUCAAUGGCUGAACUGAUCAAAGAAGUGACAGACGAGGAGUCCUUUUAUGAAACCAUUCAAACUGAACACCAAUUUGUCAAUUGUAUAGAAACUGAUAAAACAAGUCCUUAUAUUGAAGACUGUAUUGCAAAAGUAGAUCCUUUAGUGAAAAUUUUGCGACUCAUAUGUAUUCAAAGUUUCGCAAAUAAUGGCUUAAAAUCAAAAGUAAUUGAGUUUUAUAAACGAGAAAUACUUCAAACAUAUGGCUAUCAACACAUCCUUACGUUUAAUAAUUUAGAAAAAGUUGGUUUAAUUCGCAAUUCUGGCACUUAUUCUCAUCGAGUUUAUAAUGUGUUGAGGAAGACAUUGAAACUCACUGUACAAGGAGUUAAUGAGUUGAGUCCGACAGACAUCGCUUACGUACACAGCGGUUACGCACCACUCAGUGUACGACUGGCCCAAUACCUGGACCAUCCGGGCUGGCGGGCCAUCACUGAUGUCCUCAAAACACUACCCGAGCCUACGAUAGAGGAGACGCAACACAUGGCGCCCGGCCUUCGCAAGAGACGCAACUCCGGCGCUUCCAUUCAGACGGGCGUUAUUGAGGACCAGAAGUUGAUUGCAGUGUUCUUUUUGGGCGGUUGUACUUACACUGAGAUCUCCGCCCUUAGGUUCCUCUCACAGAAGGAGGGAUUCAAUGCCGACUUCAUUGUCAUCACUACUAAUAUCAUUAAUGGCAAAACAUUUCUACAGUCUUUAACUCAUCUGCCAUUAAAAUAA